AUGGAUGGACAGAGGAGAGACGAUGAUGUUGCGCCUUCCCUGGUUGCCAGUGGCAUGCUGACCGACCUCCCACGUGAGUGCCGACAUGCUGCCAUCAACUCGCCCGCGGGGUUUCCGCAACCCGAAGACACACCCAGCGCGUUGCCGCCGCAGCGACUCGAGAUCGAGAGGCGGAGGCCGUCGCGACCGGAGAUCCCCAAUCGGCGUCGUCGCUGCCGCAUCGUCCUCCAGCGCUCAAUUGGAGCGCACCGUGCGCACGGGACAAUUUCGGCCAUUGCGAUGCUCCGAUCUGCUGUUGGACUCGCUCUCCGGCAGUCGGCGCCGGCCGCUCGCUUCUGCGGCAAGGUCGGCCGCCGCAACCCUGCAUCCAACAUCACCACGAGCGGUAGUUAUGGUAAUUAUGACGCUAGCAGGAGGUUUGAGUUCAGCAAGGAAGACUUUGCCGGCUGCACCGGUGUGGAAUUUAUGAUUGGCGCCUUUGCCUGCGGCGUAGCACUUCUGUUUAGGCACUAUACGACUCCUCCCUACGAAAAGGAAUCGAGGUACAAUACGGCAAGUUGUGAAACAAAAUCCACUUCUGAUACUUGUCAGCAUGGACAACAUGGACUAGAGAAAAUGGAAUAGGGAGCAGCAUGUCUAAAGGAAAGAGCAUGUCUAACUAGUCUCAUGUCUUACCUGUAUAAGUUCUUGGAUGGGAGAUCUACAAUUUAGUCUGUUGCAUUGUAUUAUAUAUAUGAGAAGAUGCCUAAUGACGAAAGUGAAGUCCCUUGUGGCCUUGUCGACUUUCUGCAUGUAUCUGCCUUUUCGCCUUCUUUGACUAUGCCCUCUACUGUAGAUAUGACAAAAGAUGUAAGAAAGUGAAGAUUGAUUUCCAAAUGAGUUCACCUCCUUUUGAAAUGCUAGUUGGUUAAACUGGCCCGGACUCUGGAGAUACUUGGACCGCUUUGCGGCCUCACUUACUCAAUAUUCAUGGCCUGACUAAUUAAUGCUCAGUUCAACCAGGCUUAACUUGUUUAGUAUCAUUUUUUUU
Messenger RNA from Triticum urartu, 1030 nucleotides. Lineage: Eukaryota; Viridiplantae; Streptophyta; Magnoliopsida; Poales; Poaceae. The record is from RefSeq and is a predicted model, not a curated record.